Molecule: messenger RNA, 347 nt
Organism: Staurois parvus
Lineage: Eukaryota; Metazoa; Chordata; Amphibia; Anura; Ranidae
Source: the annotation of a GenBank genome assembly
AAUAAGUCCAUCCGUGACAUUUCCUGGCUACUAAAUAUUCCACGCUCAACUGUUAGUGGAAUUAUAACAAAGUGGAAGCAACUGGGAACAACAACCACUCAGCCACCAAGUGGUAGGCCACGUCACAUGACAGAGCGGGGUCAGCGCAUGCUGAAGCGCACAGUGAGCAGAAGUCGCCAACUGUCUGCAGAGUCAAUAGCUAAAGACCUCCAAACUUGGUGUGGUCUUCAGAGAGCUUCAUGGAAUGGAUUUCCAUGGCCGAGCAGCCACAUCCAAGCCUUCUAUCACCAAGUGCAAUGCAAAAUAGCGAAUGCCGUGGUGUAAAGCAUGCUGCCACUGGACUCUAG